UAGAAAAAAAAAAGGAAACCGGAGCAAAGAGAGCGCAAGGGAGAGAUAGGGAGACAACACUAACUGGGUAGCUAUGGAGAUAGUAGGUUUUACUGGUAGCUUUCUUUGACAGGUGUCGAGUGGGAUAAAAUAAAGUAUCAGAACAGCCUCCAAGAUGUACGGCAAGGGUAAAGGAGCUGUGGUCCCCUCCGAUAGCCAAGCAAGAGAAAAGUUAGCGUUAUAUGUGUACGAGUACCUGCUACAUGUGGGAGCACAGAAGUCCGCACAGACCUUCCUGUCUGAGAUUCGAUGGGAGAAGAAUAUUACAUUAGGGGAGCCCCCCGGAUUCCUCCAUUCAUGGUGGUGUGUAUUCUGGGAUUUGUAUUGUGCGGCUCCAGACCGAAGGGAGACAUGCGAGCACUCCAGUGAGGCCAAGGCCUUCCAUGACUACAGCGCAGCGGCAGCGCCCAGCCCCGUGAUGGGCAACAUGCCCCCCAACGACGCCAUGCCAGGUGGUCCCAUGCCCCCAGGCUUCUUCCAGGGACCACCCGGCUCUCAGCAGUCCCCCCACGCACAGCCCCCCCCACACAACCCCAGCAACCCCAUGAUGGGACCCCAUGGCCAGCCUUUCAUGUCACCGCGGUAUCCAGGUGGGCCGCGCCCUUCACUCCGAAUGCCAAAUCAGCCUCCUGGGGGAAUCCCUGGAUCUCAGCCUCUCCUGCCAAACAGUUUGGACCCGACAAGACCGCAAGGACAUCCUAACAUGGGUGGACCAAUGAGAAUGAACCCUCCUCGAGGAAUGGCCAUGGGCCCACAGAAUUAUGGAGGCAUGAGGCCUCCUCCAAACUCCAUGGGCGGUCCCAUGCCAGGAAUGAACAUGGGUCCUGGAGGAAGAGGGCCUUGGCCAGGACCUAAUGCUAACUCUAUAGCGUACUCCUCCUCAUCUCCAGGAAACUAUGUGGGUCCUCCAGGCGGAGGCGGUCCACCUGGAACUCCCAUCAUGCCCAGCCCAGGUGAUUCAACCAACUCCAGUGAAAACAUCUAUACAAUGAUGAAUCCUAUUGGACCGGGAGGCAACAGACCCAAUUUCCCUAUGGGACCUGGGCCUGACGGGCCAAUGGGAGCUAUGGGAGCCAUGGAGCCACACCACAUGAACGGAUCACUAGGGUCUGGGGACAUGGAUGGGUUGCCAAAGAGCUCUCCUAAUAACAUGGGGGGCAUGAACAACCCUCCUGGAACGCCGAGAGAUGACGGCGAAAUGAGCGGGAAUUUCUUGAACCCAUUCCAAAGCGAAAGUUAUUCACCCAACAUGACGAUGAGUGUGUGAUUUUAUUUUUUUCCUUUUUUUUGUAUUUUUGUUUAUUCUCCCCCUCCCCACCCCUAUUUUUGUACCCCUGCACCUGAUUUUUUUUCUUCAAUUCAAUCCUUACUUCACCUGGGAUUGGACAACCUCCCCUCCUCACACACACACGCCCUCUGCCCCCUCCCCCCCAAAUACGGGAUCCGCUAUGUUUCCCCCUUUCCCCCCCAUUUCACUUGGGAACUCUACGGCCACACAGCCUUCCGGGACAGCCCUUGAGCAUGCUGGGACUCUAAUUAAGACGGGCCCUCCUGGAGCAUGCAAGAUGGCCGGCGGUCUGAAUAGGAAGCAGUCACAGAGCCACAGGAAGAGCCUCCUCUCUGACUCCGGCCCCGGCCUCCCUGGCUUCCUGUCAGGGUCUAGACAAUGAGCGAGGGAAGGAGGACAAACAGAGAGAAAGAGGGAGAGAGGAGACUGGAUAACACAGCCCUCCCCUGAGGAGAUGUUGUUGGGUCUCUUAGCAGCUGCCUGGAAGCUUCUCAACCACGACUCUGGACUUUUAAAAAAUUUUUAUCGUCUUUUUUUUUUUUUUUUUUUUGCUGUUCCCAACGGAUUCAGUGGAGGGUCGGACA
Molecule: messenger RNA, 1911 nt
Organism: Toxotes jaculatrix (banded archerfish)
Lineage: Eukaryota; Metazoa; Chordata; Actinopteri; Toxotidae
Exons: 18
Coding region: 155-1306 (383 amino acids)
Biological process (GO): positive regulation of transcription by RNA polymerase II
Cellular component (GO): nucleus
Molecular function (GO): single-stranded DNA binding; protein binding
Source: RefSeq, a predicted model, not a curated record